Messenger RNA from Pisolithus orientalis, 1783 nucleotides. RefSeq lists its product as uncharacterized. Lineage: Eukaryota; Fungi; Basidiomycota; Agaricomycetes; Boletales; Pisolithaceae. The record is from RefSeq and is a predicted model, not a curated record. The transcript is spliced from 11 exons. Bases 44 to 1783 code for a protein of 579 amino acids.
UAGCCAGGUGGUAACACAUUUCCUAGUGUCGAUAGGUCAGUCCAUGCGCAUACUUGAAUAUUGCAUCGUCGUGAAGGAGCAAGUAUUCAUUGUUCACCCGUUAGCGUUCAUGUAUGCAUUCCGAUACACACUCUUGUUCGGUUGCAGAUUCAAUGCCGCAUGUUUCAGAGCCCUGUGCCAUGCUGCCCAAGUGCCACUAGCGCCUCACGUCGGUCCUCAACCCAGUGGCACCAUUGGAAAAGCGCCAGUCCAAGGGCGUUUGUUGUCGGUCGAAAAACCUCACUAUGCGGCUGGUGGCCUUCACACUGAAGGAGAUCAUGAUUCUCUCGCAAAUUGGCGACUGGAUCAUCCUCCGAGCGUCAAUUCGACGCAUCACCUCAUAUUCGAGACAGUCGGUUCGUUGCUCCAACAGUGGCCGAAUACACGCAUGCGCAAUGGUCAUAACAUUGUGCCCGGAACUGUGCCCACAGGAACACUUCUAUACCAUGGCACGUGGCACCCGGAACUACCCCCUGGGCCGGACUGGACAGCAUUUGACCCAGAGCACUCAACUCUUUUCUGUGGGAGCUGGGUCGUCGAUGGCAGGUGCUGGCACCUCACUCUUACAACUACACGCCCUCUCAAAGUGGUGUAUUUCGAUGGAAAUAGUGCGGCGAAGCUUCCGUUUGGGGGGUUAGAUUCGCAGGACAUCCUUACCUGGGGGGAUGUGAGACCCGAUUUGUCAAUCGACGAUUUGGGUAGGAUUGCAUCGUUGUGUGACUGGGGUAGAGAAUAUAAUGUUGAUGGAUUUGUGAGAAUGGAAAUGAGCUUUGAGAUCAUGCUCUGCAACUUCACAUCCGGUGUCCGUGUUGUCUCAUUCUCAAAUAUUGUGGAUCCUGUUAUCCCUCACGGUGCGAGUUCCAAAUACUCCCCCACCUUCGAGGCGAUGUACACUGGAUCCUGGCACAACCGAUAUCCAGGAGAGACACGCAUUCAGCUCGAUCUUUCUGGCCUUGUCUCAUUUUACGAUACGGAGCUGGUGCCCUCUCUGGUUCCUGUUCGUUUUGGGAAAGAAAGGUGGGAUCACCGAUUGCUAAAUAUAUCUACGGACGACGUGGUGCGCGUGAGAGCCCGACUAACAGAGGUCCUCUCUGGACCAGCGGGCAGAUCUAGUAGCAUUCAUUGGCCAGCUUUGAUUCGCGUCGUCAUCGACCGAUACUCUGACCGUCUCGAGCUCGUGCAAUAUCUCCUCAACUCUACAAACACAGACAGCCACGACCCGGGUAGCGUGAUAGAUUUUGCUAUCAAAGUCCAGGUGCAGUUGAGGCACAUGUUGAUGCCUUAUAUCCUCGUCGAUGUUACCCCGCGCUCCAUUGGCACAGGUGUGAAUGAACCAGGAUCUGAUGCGCUGGAUUGGGUCCUCCCUGUGUAUAAACUUUGCGCAACGACACAUACAAAGACAACGCGAGAGAUUUGUCGUGUCUUGACGAAGAUGUGGGGCCUAGGUGUCUUGGCGGGAUGUGGACCAAUUCAUGGGCACAGAGAGUCGGCCACACAUGCAGGCAGUCCAAGACAUGGUUGGACUGGAAUAGGUAUUCCUUCCCGAUGGUGUAAUCAAUGGAAGGUGUGGGCGAAGUGCCGGUCUGCGUGUGGCACUGCGACGACGCGUCGAUUUCGGAUUCCCGGGCUUGAAGGAGGCCCUGUGCCUCCUUGUUUGUGCCGGAUCAGACCCCCAACGCUAUUACCGACGGUCACCCUGCCAGCAAAGAUUGUGUGUAUGUCUAGUCGAGUAUGGAGGGUAUGA